Schistocerca gregaria is the source of this 543-nucleotide messenger RNA. RefSeq names its product antho-RFamide neuropeptides-like. The transcript has a single exon. Lineage: Eukaryota; Metazoa; Arthropoda; Insecta; Orthoptera; Acrididae. The record is from RefSeq and is a predicted model, not a curated record. Bases 1 to 543 code for a protein of 180 amino acids.
AUGGGAAGAAGGCAAAUAUGGGAAGAAGGCAAGUAUGGGAAGAAGGCAAGUUUGGGAAGAAGGCAAGUAUGGGAAGAAGGCAAAUAUGGGAAGAAGGAAAAUAUGGGAAGAAGCAAGUAUGGGAAGAAGGCAAAUAUGGGAAGAAGGCAAAUAUGGGAAGAAGGCAAAUAUGGGAAAAAGGCAAAUAUGGAAGAAGGCAAAUAUGGGAAGAAGGCAAGUAUGGGAAGAAGGCAAGUAUGGGAAGAAGGCAAGUAUGGGAAGAAGGCAAGUAUGGGAAGAAGGCAAGUAUGGGAAGAAGGCAAGUUUGGGAAGAAGGCAAGUAUGGGAAGAAGGCAAGUAUGGGAAGAAGGACAAUAUGGGAAGAAGCAAAUACGGGAAGAAGGCAAGUAUGGGAAGAAGGCAAAUAUGGGAAGAAGGCAAGUAGGGGAAGAAGGCAAGUAUGGGAAGAAGGCAGGUAUGGGAAGAAGGCAAGUAUGGGAAGAAGGCAAGUAUGGGAAGAAGGCAAGUAUGGGAAGAAGGCAAGUAUGGGAAGAAGGCAAGUAG